AUGGGGCUAGCCCCCCGGGCACUGGCAUACCAGACAGUGCCGGUGCCGGCCUCGCGGGAGUUCCGGGAGUACCCUGAGAGGGGCUGCAUGACCUUCUCAGCUCCCGGAGUCCCUGCCAAGUUCUUCUACAUGGAGGAGCCCACGCGAUGCCCCAGCCCAGCCAUGCCCCUCCGCAGCUCUGGCUAUGCCAGCUACCCCUACCCUGGCCGCCAUGGCGUCCCCCAGCACUUUUAUGCCGAGGACCCGGCCAAAGCUGCUGUCCACACAGUGCCACCCCGAACGUUGUAUGUGGAGGAGGCACGGGGCUACCCAGUGCAGGAGGCACCUGCCUGUGCCUUCUACGGGGACGAGCCCCGCUUCUACGCCCCCCGCAGCACCCCUAUCAAAACUCUCUAUGCCGAGGAUGCCCGGACAUACCCGGCCCUUGGCUCCUCUGCCCGGCUAUUCUAUGCUGAGGACUACGGGAGGUACCAGGAGCGGGAGGUGCUGUCACGGACGUGCCCCCCGCCCCGCAGUGCCCAGCCCUUGCACUUCAGGGAGUGGUUCUGCCCUGAGCAGGGUGCGCUGCCCUACCAGACCUUGCAGGUGUCCCGCUUUGCCCCGCAGCCAGCUGGCCGGGAGGCCAUGCUUUCCUCCUGGCACGGCAGCUACAGUGUAACCCCACCACGGCUGGGCAGGGAGAGCCAGCACUACUCCAAAUCCUGGGAUAACAUCCUGGCGCCAGCAGGGCACAGGGAGGAGGUCCUGCAGCGCGGGCGCAGCUAUGAGAACCUGCUGGCCCAGGAGCAGCACCGUGCCUUAUCCCCCGAGGAGCGCCGGCAGCCAGUGGUCAUCAACCUAUCGAGCUCGCCCAAGCGCUACGCCGCUCUGUCCCUCUCCGAGAGCUCCAUCCUUGAGAGGGUCCACAGCGAUGGUGGCCGUGGUCCCCCAGGCCGCUCCUGGUACGUCACUCCAGAGAUCACCAUCACUGAUAAUGACAUCCGUGCCGAAGGGCUGGGCCGGAGCGAGAGGCGCUCAGCCAGCUGGGACAUGCUGGACACAGGGCGAGAGUCUGGUCCCUAUGCCGUGCCCUGCGCCCCACAGCCCAUCCCCAAGGAGAGUGGCUCAGGGCGCCAGCGCAGCCUGGAACAGCUGGAUGAGCUCAUCACUGACCUUGUGAUUGACUACAAGCCAGCACCAGGCCACCGUGCCAGGGACAGGGACAGCCUUGCUGAGCAGCUCAAGCAGCUUCUGAGCAGCAGCAGCAACACCCCAGGGCCACCCCGAAAGGCCCCACUGUCCGUUGGCCCUUUUGAGAAGUCACCAGAGAACUGCUCGCCUGACCUGAGUGCGGAGGAGGACGACAUGAUGAUGUGUUCGAAUGCCAAGUGCCGGCGGACAGAGACCAUGUUCAACGCCUGCCUCUACUUCAAGUCAUGCCACAGCUGCUACACCUACUACUGCUCCCGGCACUGCCGCCGGGAGGACUGGGACACGCACAAGGAGAGCUGUGUCUAUGGGCGUGUGGGCAGCGUCUGCCGCCACGUCCUGCAGUUCUGCCGGGAGAACACAGAGGUGCACAAGGCCUUCUCACGCAUUGCCAAGGUGGGCUACCUCUCCCGUGGCCGCGGUGUCCUCUUCCUGGGCUUCCCCAAUGCCGGCUCAGCUGAGAACUUCCUGCAGUUUGGGCUGGAAAGCCUGCUGAUGUCCCCUACCUACCUGUCCCUGCGGGAACUCGACAGCUACUCGGACAACCUGGGGGAGUACGCUCAGGAACUGCGGGAGACGGGCAACCAAUAUGACCCCAACGAAUGUUUCCUGCUGCAUGUAACUGUGGCUGUCACCCAAAAAGUGCCGGAGAGGCCGUCGCCGAAGGCACAGGUGCCGACGGUCAGGAAAUACGCCAAGGUGGCCUUAGCCUCCUCCAGCCCUGAGAAGAAGAUCUUGAAGAAGGAGCGGGACAUGGAGACGUUGAUCCUGCCUCCGCCGCCUGGCACAGCAGACAUUGACAAGGAGGGGGAGGAGGGCCGCAAGGCGCGGGAGGUCUGCUUCAUCAACAUCCAGCGGGAGCUGCGCAUCCGCGGCGUCUUCCUGCGGCACGAGUUUCCUGCUGUCUAUGAGCAGCUCUGCGACUUCGUGGAGAGCAACAAGCGCUUCACCCCCACCACCAUCUACCCCAUCGACAAGAGGACGGGCAAACAGUUCAUGUGCAUGAUCAUGGCAGCUUCUGAGCCCCGCACCCUCGACUGGGUGGCCAGCCCCAACCUCCUGGAUGACAUAAUGUGA
This is a messenger RNA of Chaetura pelagica (chimney swift), 2265 nucleotides long. It is a transcript of the gene AJM1, whose product is annotated as chromosome unknown open reading frame, human C9orf172. The coding region runs from base 1 to 2265 and encodes 754 amino acids. NCBI's taxonomy places the organism in Eukaryota, Metazoa, Chordata, Aves, Apodiformes, Apodidae. Gene Ontology annotation, biological process: cell-cell junction organization. Gene Ontology annotation, cellular component: apical junction complex; plasma membrane. The transcript is spliced from 3 exons. The record is from RefSeq and is a predicted model, not a curated record.